This is a messenger RNA of Chaetomium globosum CBS 148.51, 402 nucleotides long. RefSeq lists its product as uncharacterized. The coding region runs from base 1 to 402 and encodes 133 amino acids. NCBI's taxonomy places the organism in Eukaryota, Fungi, Ascomycota, Sordariomycetes, Sordariales, Chaetomiaceae. Gene Ontology annotation, molecular function: DNA binding; structural constituent of chromatin; protein heterodimerization activity. The record is from RefSeq and is a predicted model, not a curated record. Gene Ontology annotation, biological process: nucleosome assembly. The transcript is spliced from 5 exons. Gene Ontology annotation, cellular component: nucleosome.
AUGCCGCCAACCGUCCCGCAGCGCGGAGGCCCGAGUGGGCUGAAGCGAAGCGUCGCCGGGAAGACCGUCAUGAAGACAGGCGCAAAGCGCCACCGGAAAAUCAUCAAGGAUUGCAUCCGCGGGAUCACCAAGCCCGCGAUUCGUCGCAUGGCUCGGCGCGGUGGCGUCAAGCGUAUCUCAGCCACUAUCUACGAUGAAGCGCGCCAUGCACUGAAAAUCUUCCUUGCGACGGUUAUACGCGACGUCGUCACUUAUACGGAGUACCGUAACGCGAAAACGGUGACGGUUAACGACGUCAUCUUUGCCCUCCGCCGCAUUGGCCGGCCUAUUUACGGGUUUGAUCCCGACACUUACAGCGCUAAAAAGAACUCAGUGGCCGUUCAGAAAGAUUCUCGCGACUAA